CCACCACGACCUUCCCAAACCUUCAAUCUGCGACGGGAUAACCCCCCUUCGUGGGUCUGUGCUCGGCCAGAUAAGCCGAUGAAUGGAUCCAUCCGCAAUUUCACUUUCAUCUUAAUGCGUCGCGGGUCUACGCAGGGCUCAUUUAAUCUCGCUUCGCCGGCUCAAACCCCUUCCCUCCCACGUUUCGGUCGUGGUCGCCUUACACCGGCCGUUUACCUACCCAAUAUCUUCUACGUCGCGCAUCCUACCGAUUGAACAACCUUCCAACGCAACUAUACUGCAAGUACCUCGACAGGGCAUCGCUCAUCUCACCCCUGCCCGCCGAUCGCCACCCCAUGUCCCUGUCGCGAUCACCCUCUCCCCACCCGGGCGGAGGGUGGUCCAGCCCGGGGUUAACCCCCGGCAGCGGCGCCUCGACUCCGGGCGGCCAUUCACAAGCAACACUGGCCCCGAACGGCAUCUCAUGGGCCGCGGCGAAGGCCAAGAGCGACGAGGUGCGCAAGUAUCCUUCCUUCUCGACGCGGAAUAGCGGGUUUUUCUCGCGGCAGAAGCGCAAGAUCUCGGCGCGGUUGCCGAGCUUUCGUGGUCAGGCGUCUAGGCAGGGAUAUGUCGAUAAGGAUGUUUAUGGGCGUGGGCAGUUGCAUGCUGGUGGUCCCGGUGGAUGUGGGCCUUUGGCCACGUUGAAGAUGGUAUUCAGACGGGGGAGGACGAGGGUGGUGUUUGGGUUGUUCUUGCUGUGGAUUGGAUAUCUGUUUUUGUGGUCGACAAUCGUUCAGUUAUAUCGACGGUCACCGCUAGGUGGAGGUCCCAAAUUCGUGAUUAUCCUGGGAUCAAACGUGGAAGGCGGCGUUAUGGAAUGGAAAGGUGCGCGCGAAUGGGCCAUCGAGCGCAAUAGCAUCUGGAAUAAACAACAAUACGUCAAGCGCUGGGGUUAUCAACUCGAAAUUGCCAACAUGUUGGCCCAAAAGCGAUAUUCGCACGAAUGGCGCGAGAGCUGGGAGAAAGGCGACGUGAUUCGAGAAGUCAUGCGCAAGUAUCCCCACGCGGAAUGGUUCUGGUGGUUGGACCUCAACACCUGGAUCAUGGAAUACGGCACUUCUCUACAGAGCCAUCUCUUCAAUGACCUCGACUCGCAUGUCUACCGCGACAUCAACGAGUACAACCCCCUCAACAUGACACAUCCUCUUCCAGAGUUCUUCCUCGAUGACCUCGGUCGUGCCCUCGAAGGCGACGGCAACCCGGACUCCCUUUCCUUACUUCUCAGUCAAGAUUGUUCUGGCUUCAAUCUAGGCUCAUUCUUCCUGCGUCGAUCUAUCUGGACAGAACGCUUGAUCGAUGCAUGGUGGGAUCCCGUCAUGUACGAACAAAUGCACAUGCAGUGGGAACACAAGGAGCAGGAUGCUUUGGAAUAUAUCUAUCAAAGUCAAGCCUGGGUCCGCAGUGGAGUGGGUUUCUUGCCCCAGCGCAAGAUCAAUGCCUUCCCGCCUGGUGCUUGUGGCGAUGGGAAUGAUCCCGCCGUGCAUUAUCAAGAGGAAGAUCAUGACUUUGUGGUCAAUAUGGCCGGGUGCAACUUUGGUCGAGACUGUUGGGCUGAAAUUUACAAUUACCGGGCUAUUAGCAGUAAGCAUAAUCGGUCGAAGUGGGAGUGGAUUUCUGAUCGACUUGGUUCUGCUCGUGAGUGGGCGUUUGGGAAGAAAGACUAA
Penicillium subrubescens is the source of this 1703-nucleotide messenger RNA. RefSeq names its product putative alpha-1,6-mannosyltransferase subunit. The transcript is spliced from 2 exons. Gene Ontology annotation, biological process: protein N-linked glycosylation. Lineage: Eukaryota; Fungi; Ascomycota; Eurotiomycetes; Eurotiales; Aspergillaceae. The record is from RefSeq and is a predicted model, not a curated record. Bases 336 to 1703 code for a protein of 455 amino acids. Gene Ontology annotation, molecular function: glycosyltransferase activity. Gene Ontology annotation, cellular component: Golgi membrane.